Messenger RNA from Colletotrichum karsti, 201 nucleotides. RefSeq lists its product as uncharacterized. Bases 1 to 201 code for a protein of 66 amino acids. The record is from RefSeq and is a predicted model, not a curated record. Lineage: Eukaryota; Fungi; Ascomycota; Sordariomycetes; Glomerellales; Glomerellaceae. The transcript has 2 exons.
AUGGCACACGUGGACCUUUACCGACAAGCGCUAGAGACGACGACGACGGGCGACGACAAGGACGACGACGAGGACGACGACAAGGACGACAACAAGGACGACAACAAGGACAACAACAAGGGCGACAAUAGGAACAAGAACAAGAAUGACAAUAAGGACAAUAAUAAAAGACGACAACAGCGAGGACAACAACAAGCAUAA